AUCUAGAUGUUUAGGUUUAGAUCGAAAAGAUCUAGAAUAGAACUAUCUUUUUAAAAACUUUGAAACACACCAUGGGGAAUCAACAGUCAAUAUCAGAGGAAGAGACUGAACCAAAAUAUAAUUAUCAUGAAAAAGUUUUAAAGGAGGCACAAAAUGAAUUACUCCUGAACCAGUCUAGUUUAAAUCCUGAUGAUGAGCCUUAUUUUAGCGCAGAUGAGGGAGACAGUGUGAUCAGUUUAACGCCGCCACGCACUCGGCCAGAAUCAUCUUCUGGUGAGGACUUUUCCGAUGCAGAAUCUGUUGAAGAGGAAGCAAGUAGUAGUUUGGUCAACAGUAGCCAGAUUGAAAGCCAUGUGCAGGUUGCUGCUGAAAAUUUUAAAAAAAGAAAAGCAAAUGACUCUGGAAAACUUGAACCAAAGAAAAAAUGUGGCCAGUGCAAUGUUAGUUCUUUUCAAGAACAUGAUAGCAUUGGUCCUGAACUUGAAAUGGCCAAAAGAAGAGGAGCCUCAAUUUUACUGUCACCCAACAGCACACAAUUAAGUGAAAGUGUUCUGUCUGGCACUAAUGUAGACAAUUUGUCUCAAGUACUACUAUGUAAUGAUACUGCUAACACCAGUAUUGAGCCUUCACCUUUUAAACCUAUUUCACCCAAAGUGGCUGAAAUUUCUCAUGCGAAACGAAAAGCUCCACAGAAUGAAGAUGAUAACACCACUCCUGUUAAAAAGAUGGCCACAAGAGCUAGUUCAAAACGCAAUCGUCUGGGUUAUUUUGAAUCGUCAGAAUCAGAAGAAAGUGAAGAAGAGGCUACAAGGUCUGGUAAAAGAAAAAAUAAAGCUAAAAAUACGAAAGCUAAAAAAUCCAGGGGAGAGGAUUCACUAAACAGAGCCAGUAAAGAUGCAGAUUCAAGUGUACAUGGUAAAAAAAGACACAAAAGUUGUCAUAAAUGUAGUGAUGAAUCCAAUACAGAUUCCACAGACACAAGUAUUGAUAACAGAAAAACAAAAAAGAUGAAAAAGUGUAGAUACAGAUCUAGAAGCUGUAAAAAGUCUAACAGAGAACAACAGAGCAGUCCAGAUGACAUGCACUAUGAGGGCAAGAAGAGACACAAGCAUGAACCAAGCUCUGACUCUGAAACAGAAACAACUGACGAUGACAUGACCAGAAAAAGAAAGCAUAGCAACAAGGAUGACAAUGUUAGCAAAAGUAACAAUUCACACACCAAUAUUGUCACACCUAAAGACAACUCCAUUACCCACACUUUAAAUCCGCAGCAUUCAAAUCUUCUGACUUGUGAAACUCUUAAGAUGGGAGGUAACAGCUUUCGUAAUUUACAAGGCAAGGUGUUUCCUAUUCGUCAAGGUAAUCUCAUUAACAUUACCAGUGUUUCAAGCAGUGGUAAAAAUCUUGCAAUGAGCAAGAUAAAAGCUAACAACCACGACUUGAAGGUUGGAUCUGACAGUUCGGCUUUUGUUUUAACCAGCUCCAAGUCAGUUGGAGCAGGCACAAACCAAACACCAUCACAACCAACUCCGUCUGAAGAAAUUGUAUCCCCAUUUCAAAAUGUAGUGUUGACUCCCACUAGAGUUCGGGUACCACUGGAAAAUGGUUUUAAUCCAUCCAUGGAUUCUAUAACUGAUCACAAUUCUGAUAUGGAAGUGGAGAUGACACAUACAUCAGAACUGCCAUCCCCCACCUCUAGAAUUUUUUCUAAAGGGAAAAGACGCGCACAAACUACGGCUAAGGUUUUCAAACACUUCUGGGAUGAAAAAACAACAAAUUUGAAAUCAUUCAUUUCUAAAUCAAUAACUUCACUAAACAGUAUAGGUGACUCCAGUGGCGCAUCUUGGGCGGCUAAUUCACCCACUUCCCCUGCUGGGGAUUCUAUUUAUAGCCCAGCAAACACUUCAGUUCCAUGUGUGAACUCUGCUAUGACUUCCUCGCCAAACAGUCACCUUCUCUCAAGUGGGCAGAUGGCUCUUUCACAACUUUCACCGAUUAAUACAGUUUCCCUGCAAUACCCUGGUGUCAACACAUCAACAGUGUCACCUGCAGCAACAUGUCAACAACAAGCUCACAUACCAACAUCAACAGUGCUGCUUCUUCCCCAGGAGAAUCCCAAUCAAGCAUUGAAUGUGCAGUUGUCUGAUGCAUUAAGGUUGACUAUUGCCCUAGGGGACAUAUCCCAGCAGACAACAGGGGGGAUAGUCAACUGGACAGAUGGUGGACUGACACAUACAGUCACACAGUGUAGCAAGGUGAUAGCCGCCAGAGCUGGGGCUCUAAUGAGAGCUGCCUGUAAUGACUAUGUUGAAAAUAAAGGCAGCAAUCUUGAGGCACCAGAUGUGCUGACCACUCCCGCAGGGGGAAGAUUUGACAAGGCUGUAGAAGCUAUCCUCCAUGUGGUUGCUGCUCCAUGGCUUGAAGGAGAUGAGAGUAAAAACAUCUCUGGCUUAGUUGAAGUCUACGCUAAUUGUUUAAGAUUUGCAGAUGAAAGAUUGGCCUUGGAGAGUGUUUCAUUUCCUCUAAUUGGAGAAGGAAUAUUUCCCGUAGACAUGUGUAUUCAAGCCUUUUUUGACUCAAUACUGGUCUUCCUAGCUGAGAACAAAUCAACAUCACGCAGUAUCAACUUGCGCUUGGUUCAGUUGGUAAUGACAGAAACUCAUAUCACAAACUUUGCUGCUGACUUUGUCCAGUCAUGUUUGGAUCACAUCUCUAAAGAGGGUUUGAACAAAGCUUUAGCAACUACAUACAGACAGUACACUGGGAACCAAAUGUCACCUUUAAACAGUCAGCCAACAGAUUCUCCUGAGAGGAACAGCUCUGGCCGUCCCAGAAUAAAAAGGCCUAGGUUAUGAGAGUUCAAUGUGAAAAUUUAUUUCAUGUUUUUGUUUAGAAAAAAAAUAUUUUGAUUGGAUUGUUAAAUUAAAAAGAAUGUUUUAUUUAAAAUUAAAAGGGCAGCAAUUAAGGUAAUAAUAUCGGCCAUGUAAUAGUAUUUUUUAACUAAACUUGUAAUGCUUGCAAUUGCAGCAUUUAAUUUCUACUUUAUAGAUAUAGAUCUAUAUUAAGAUGGUAUCAUGAAG
Physella acuta is the source of this 3080-nucleotide messenger RNA. RefSeq lists its product as uncharacterized. Lineage: Eukaryota; Metazoa; Mollusca; Gastropoda; Physidae. The record is from RefSeq and is a predicted model, not a curated record.